Mesocricetus auratus (golden hamster) is the source of this 2084-nucleotide messenger RNA. It is a transcript of the gene Patl2, whose product is annotated as PAT1 homolog 2. The transcript has 15 exons. The record is from RefSeq and is a predicted model, not a curated record. Gene Ontology annotation, biological process: deadenylation-dependent decapping of nuclear-transcribed mRNA; P-body assembly. NCBI's taxonomy places the organism in Eukaryota, Metazoa, Chordata, Mammalia, Rodentia, Cricetidae. The coding region runs from base 181 to 1764 and encodes 527 amino acids. Gene Ontology annotation, molecular function: RNA binding. Gene Ontology annotation, cellular component: P-body.
AAGGGCUAGGAUCACUGGCCUAUGCUACCACACCUGACUAAGUGUUUUCUUUAUUAGAGUUCUCAUACUUCUACACCACCUCAGCAGUGAGGCAUGCUGGCCCUUUAACAGGUUUCCCUUCCAGAGGCUUCUCUAUCAGUGGGGCGCACAACUGGCAAGAAAGGCUACCAGGCUGCCAAGAUGAAAUGCCUUGAAGGUUUCACCAAGUGGGCUGAGUGUCUGCAUAAAAUGUCCAGAGGUGCACAGGCAAGAGGCCUGCACUUUCACCAGAGGCCAAGAAAGUUCUCUGGUCCCUUGGCUCCUGAAGAAGGCUCAGUAUCUGCCUUCCACCUGGAGGACGUGGAAGAAAAGGAGAACGAAGAGGAAGAUUUGUGUUCAGAUCCGGCCCCAGAUGUGGAGGAGGAAGGGAAUGAUCUUGGGGACCCAGCCAUACUGAGUGCCAUCCAAAAGGCACAAGUGCCGUGGCAGCCUGUGUUCCCAAGAGUCAGAUCUUCAGCCUGCCACUUUGGACCUCGCCAGCCUUCGCCAGAUCCUCUUCUGUUCUAUAGCCCACUGACCCCGUGGCUUCAUAAACUCAGCCUUCCCAGCCAUCUGACACAGCUCCACCCUCAGCACCAACGGAUCCUGCUGCAGCAGCAGAGACAAUCAGUGAGCCUCCUAGCCCAGAAGCCUUGGUCUCUGAAGCCAGACACCUAUGCUAACCUCAUGACCCAAAAAGAGAAGGACUGGGUGAUAAAAGUACAGAUGGUUCAGCUGCAAAGUGAGAACCCCCGCCUGGAUGAUUAUUACUACCAGGAGUACUAUCAGAAGCUAGAGAAGAGACAGGCAGACAGAGAGCUGCUUGGACAGAGGAACAGGACUAAGUCUUUCAAGCUGGUCACACCUUACAUCCAGAAGGCAGAAGUUUAUGAGUCAGUGGUACGAAUUGAGGGUUCCCUGGGCCAGGUAGCUGUAUCAACAUGUCUUAGCCCUCGUCGAGCUAUUGAUGCUGUAUCUCAUGGAACUCAAGAGCAGGGUACAGGAGCUGCAAGCAGUCAGAGGCUUCGAGUAUUAUCCCUGAUUGAGAAGAUGUUCCUUCAGUUACUAAAGAUAGAGGAGGGCCAGAAUGUUGGGUUUCCACAACUCUACCACUCGGGGGAACAGAGCAACCAGGUUGAGAAGCUCUUUCAGGCCUUAAAGACCCAGGAGCAGAACAAUCUGGAGGAGACAGCAGAUAGCCUUCUGCAGGUGCUGUCUGUGAGGAAAGGGAAAAUUUUGGUGGCUCGGCUGCUCCCCUUCUUGCCCCAUGAUCAAGCCGUUAGCCUUCUCCUGUAUAUCAUCUACCACCUGCCCCUCCUGAUCCUGAGGGACAUGGAUGACCAGGCUCUACACAUGCUGUUCAAACCUCUGGGAAAAUAUAUCAGUCAUUUGACCUUCCAUCAACUCCUCCAUGGACUGCGAGGUCUAAUGUUGCUACCACCUGGCUCCUCAGAGCGGCCAGUCUCUGUGGUACUUCAGAAUCAGUUUGGGAUAUCACUGCUUUAUGCCUUGCUGAGUCAUGGAGAGCAGCUGGUGUCCCUGGAUGCUUCCCUUCGAUCCAGCAGUGACUGCACAGUUUGGACAGACUUGGUGAUUCUGAUUGCCUGGGAGAUCUCUCAGUUACCUGCAGCAUCUCUCGCAGAACCCCUAACCUUCCCCAGGAACCUGCUUCCCCUGUUCUGUCAUCACAUGGACAAACAAUUAGUUCAGCAGCUGGAAGCCAGAAUGGAACUUGCCUGUACCUAGAGAUUUAUUAAUUCUGGAACUUACAUGUGAGAGGUUGAAAUAUCAGAAAUGAAACUACAUCACCUGCCUACAAUGAUACAUUUCCUAUGCUUUGUUAUAUUGGAGAACUCUGCCACAAACAUUGUCAUAUCCUUUCUUAAAAUCUAAGUGAUUUGCCUAAAAUUAAGGCAUGACUUUAGGUAUUAUUAAAGAAAUAUCAAAUGAUAUGUUAACUUGUUUGUAAGUCUAGAAUUACAAUGAAGGCCAUUUUGUGAAUGUGUCAAGAAUAUCCUUUAUAAGAGACAAGGCCUUGCUAUAUGUAAUAAAAGUAUAAUCUGGGA